AUGUAUGGCUAGUGUGAAUGGAAUGCCCUAUAUAACAUUCUACCCAAUCAGAGAUGGAGAAAUAUUACAUCCACCUGCCAUAAAAUUGGAUCUGUCAUCGUGUGAUAUAACGGAGGAAGGUGUUGUCGGUAGAAACGGCCACUGCUUUGACACUGGAAAGUUCACCAAGAUUUGGGAGUCUGAUGUCAAAAUCCUGAGUAUUUGUGGUGAAGACGAUUUGAACCUCCACCCAGAUCUCCACCAGUUACAAGUAGACUGUUUCCCAGCCAAUAAACGCGACAACAUAGAACUUGUGAAAUACAAGGGUGCUGGUCACUUGAUAGAGCCACCUUUCACCCCACAUUGUUAUGCCUCAUACAACAAACUAAUACGAAACUGCCUUGUAUUGGGAGGAAAUCGCAUUGACCAUGCACAUGCACAAGAAGAUUCAUGGAGGCGUAUUCUACAGUUCUUCGCCAAACAUUUCCAUGGAAAACACAUGUUAUAAGUGCUUACUUUUGUUGCAGCUUAUAUUUGUUUUUAUAUGGAUUUAUUUAUUUAUUUUUUUUAUUUCUUAUCAAUUUUAUUUUUCGAGUAAAAUUAAAUAAAAAAUAAACUUACGUCAAAGUUGUAAAAGUUGAAAGAUGAUUUGAUAUGAUAAUAGCUUACACGUCCGUCUGUAUACAGAAGUAUAUUAUCUAUUAUUUAAAGCACAUUUCAUUCAUCUAAAUGAUUGAUGCUAAGCUAUAACGUAUACUAUCUUAAGCGAUGUGCAAAGCGUUGAUAGAGCAAAGGUAGACAUGACGUCAUAAUGACGUCAUAUUAUUAUCAUGUCACCAGAUUGUGUCUCUUAUUCUGCGAGUUCAGAUUAAAUAGCAGUAAUGAGAGACCUCAAAAUAAAAGUAAAUAAAUGAAUGAAAUUGCAUACAUAUAUGCAUGUGA
Messenger RNA from Pecten maximus, 921 nucleotides. RefSeq names its product acyl-coenzyme A amino acid N-acyltransferase 1-like. The coding region runs from base 5 to 487 and encodes 160 amino acids. The record is from RefSeq and is a predicted model, not a curated record. Gene Ontology annotation, molecular function: fatty acyl-CoA hydrolase activity. Gene Ontology annotation, biological process: acyl-CoA metabolic process; fatty acid metabolic process. Lineage: Eukaryota; Metazoa; Mollusca; Bivalvia; Pectinida; Pectinidae. The transcript has 4 exons.